Hemicordylus capensis (graceful crag lizard) is the source of this 2080-nucleotide messenger RNA. It is a transcript of the gene EGFL6, whose product is annotated as EGF like domain multiple 6. The transcript is spliced from 12 exons. Gene Ontology annotation, molecular function: calcium ion binding. Lineage: Eukaryota; Metazoa; Chordata; Lepidosauria; Squamata; Cordylidae. The record is from RefSeq and is a predicted model, not a curated record. Gene Ontology annotation, cellular component: membrane. The coding region runs from base 123 to 1790 and encodes 555 amino acids.
CAAACAGGACUGUUUGAGGCAGAAGAAGCGACUCCUGGCCCGUGUUCUUCUCAGGUGGCCUUCCAGUUUCAAAAUACAGCGGCUCUCUCAGCUCUGCCUGCUGCUGUGGCGGCAAUUCCAGCAUGGUGCUGCUGGUCGCGUGGAGCACUUUUUUCUUCGCCCUUUCCGGGCUGCCCUUUGCUGCAGGUGGAUUUGCUGAAGCCGCCAGCUCAAGAGGUCGCAGGCAGCUAUUAACUGUGAAUCAGCCUGGGGUCUGUCGCUAUGGUUCUAAGCUUGACUGCUGCUAUGGCUGGAAAAGGAAUAGCAAAGAACACUGUGAAGCCAUCUGUGAACAUGGGUGCAAGUAUGGUGAAUGUGUGAUGCCAAACAAAUGCAAAUGUUUUCCUGGGUUUGUAGGGAAAACCUGCAGUCAAGAUAUAAAUGAAUGUGGAUUGAAACCACAUCCUUGUGAACACAGAUGUAUGAACACACACGGCAGCUACAAGUGCUAUUGUCUCAAUGGCUACAUGCUCAUGGCAGAUGGCACCUGCACAAAUUCCAGGACAUGUGCCAUGGUGAAUUGCCAAUAUGGCUGCGAAGAGGUGAAAGAUGAUGUGCGAUGCUUGUGUCCUUCAAGUGGACUUCAUUUAGCACCAAAUGGAAAAACAUGCAUAGAUAUUGAUGAGUGCUCCACUGGCAAAGCUAUUUGCUCUUUCAACCGCAGAUGUGUCAACACAUUUGGAAGUUACUAUUGCAAGUGCCAGAUUGGGUAUGAACUGAAAUAUGUGAGUGGCCGAUAUAACUGUGUAGAUAUAAAUGAAUGCACAGCAAAUGUGCCCAAGUGUAGCUUCUAUGCAGAGUGCCUCAAUACUCAGGGAUCCUUCAAGUGCAAAUGUAAACCGGGCUACAGAGGCAACGGGUUUGAAUGCUCUGUUAUUCAUGAAAAUUCUGUGAAAGAGAUUCCCAGAAUCUCUGGAGUUGCCAAAGAGAAGCUAAAGAAACUGCUUGUGCAUAAGAACAGUGUAAAAAAGCAUGAAGACAUCAAAAAUGUGAUCCCAGAACCUCCUGUGACCCCAGCUUCUAAAGCUCAUGUAAGGCCAUUAGACUAUGAAGAUAGUGCGUACAUAGAAGCUACCUAUGGUGAACAGGGUAAAGGCACUGAAAAUGCCAGAAGAGAUGGAAAAGAAGAGAAAGAAGCAGAAGAAGAAGAAGAAGAAAGGCCAGACCUUGAAAACCAGACUGACUCAGAGAAGAAACUCCGAGGAGAUGUAUUUUCUAAAGAAGCUGCUGCCUUUGGUCCUGCCCCAGCACAAAGGAAAAUUCCAGUACAAAAAGUGGAGUUGGAAGUGGAUUGCAGCUUUGGUCGAGGGUCUUGUGCCUGGCAGCAAGAUACGAAUGAUGAUUUUGACUGGAAUCCUGCAGAUCACGAUAAUGGUGAUGAAUAUUAUAUGGCCGUUCCAGCCUUCAUGGGGCACAAGAAAGAUGUUGGUCGUUUGAAUCUUCUUCUCAAUGACCUCAAGCCAAAGAACAUCUAUUGUUUGAUUUUUAGUUACCGGCUUGCAGGAGACAGGGUGGGUAAACUACGAGUAAUCUUGGGCAACAGCAGCAGUAGUCCUUCCUGGGAACAGAGCCUGGGAGAUGAUGACCAGUGGAGGACGGGACAAAUGGAAGUGCACAUGGGAGGUGAAACAACUAUGAACAUUACUUUUGAGGCAGAACGUGGGAAAGGUAAAUCUGGAGAAAUUGGAGUGGACGCUGUGGUACUGUUUUCAGGCCUGUGCCCUGAAGAUCACUUGACAUUUGAUACCUGAGCCUAUUAUUUUCAUUGUUAUGUUAUUUGCUAUAGUAAUUCAGAAUUUAGUAACACUGUGACAGACAAAAUGUAAAUCAAAUGUAAAUCUGGAAACAGCAUCUUGAACUUCACUGCAGACAGAAAAACUGAUCUGUCUAAAAUGUGUUAAAUAACACAUUUGUAUAUAAAAUAUACUAAACUUUGUUGUACGUGUAGCUCUACUGUACUCAUGGUCUGGAUCUAGAUGUGACAAUAUUUGUCUAGUUCUUUGGCAAUACAUGUCCUUUAUUUUACAUAAAAUUCCUUUUA